UGAAAAUUUAGCCAAUACUGUAGUACAAUUUUUGUAUUUACUCUUUUCAUCUACCUAUAAAGGUAAAGGUUAUAGGUGGGAUGUCAAUAUAUAAAAAAACACCCUGUACAUAAUCUUAUUGAUUUUGUAUGAAUAUUUAGACAAAAAAAAAAAAAAAACAAUACAUCAACUCAACCACAAAUGAUAUACUGUUUGAGGUUAAAGUUCUUGAGACAAAGACAAAAGUGGUUCUUGAGACAAAGACAAAAGUGUGGCAGUUGGCCCCCACUGUAUCCGCCACUGUAUCCGCCACUGUAUCCGCCACUGUAUCCGCCACUGUGCAUUAUUAAGAAUAAUUAAUCUUUCCAAUGUUAUAUUUUAGCAACAAUAAAUCCAGAGCAGCAUCUAUUAUACUAUGUCCAUUAGGAGAGCAAGCAUGUCUCGACAACAGUAAAUGUAUAAAAAAUUAUCACAUUUGUGACGGUGAAGUGCACUGUGAUGAUUCCAGUGACGAAAUUGCUUGUACUUGCAAAGAAAGAGUAGGAAAAUUGCGACUUUGUGAUGGUUAUUGUGAUUGUCCGCGAUGUGAAGACGAACAAGGUUGCUUUGGUUGUGGUAUAAAUGAAUUUUCUUGUGACGAUUGGUCGAGAUUUAGACGAUCCACUUGUAUACCAUUGGUGCAAAAAUGUGAUGGAAUAAAACAGUGCGAAGUGACUGGCAAAGAUGAAAUGGAUUGCUCGAUGUUGGCGGAUCACAUUGGGAAUUUUCCUUUGAGUAAAGUUUCGAAUUCUGUUGGGUUUCUUCAUAGGAAUUAUAAAGGAAAAUGGUAUCCUACCUGCUUUGGAACUCAAUUGUGGGCUGCACAAGUUUGCACAGUUGAAGCUGGCCCAAGUGCAAUGAUUCCAAAAGCGCAUAUGACCUUAACAACAGACCCAUACGAUGGCCUCUUUAUAAAUGUUUUACCAAAUAGUGAAGUGAGUCUUGUAAAUACUUGCGUUCAAGAUCGGGCAGCUUUUGUUGAAUGUCCUCCCAUCUAUUGUGGCCUUAGAUUUUUGGUAAAUAACCCUUAUAGGAAUGAAGAAGUUGAUACUAGCAUUGAAGAUUUACUUAGUGAUCUUGAAAGGGCUUAUAAAGUAAAAGAGGGUGGCUAUGAAAGGAUUAAUCUUGAGGCUGAAUUGGAUCGCAUAAAAAACAAUCAUCAAGAUUUAGACCUCAGUACUAAAGGAAAGCUGACUCAUGAGCAGUUGGAGGAAGUUAUUGAAGAUCUGGAGAAGACUUUUACACGUAGACAUGUGUCUGAAGAUGAAAAUGUUGACUUUAUUCUGAAAGAUUCAAGAGUAGUUGGUGGUAAGCCCAGUCAACCAGCAUCAUGGCCUUGGUUGGUGUCAAUUUACAAAAAUGGAAUUUUCCAUUGUGGAGGUGUGUUGAUUAAUGAGUUGUGGAUUGUGACUGCGUCGCAUUGUGCGGAUAGAUAUUGGCAAUAUUACUACGAAGUUCAGGCAGGAGCUUUAAGGCGAUUUUCCUAUUCUCCAAUGGAUCAAAGGAGAUGGGUCAUUGCGGUUGUAGUUCACGAGUUCUAUAGUAAAACAAACUUGCGAAACGAUAUAGCUCUAAUGAAACUCUCAGCUCCCAUAAGAUACAACAGAUACGUGAGACCCAUAUGCUUACCAUCAGAAACUACAUCUGGGAAAGAUUAUUUGAACAGUCCAACUGCUGGUACUAUUUGUACAACUGUUGGUUGGGGAGCUACAGCAGAACACGGAGCAGAUCCUGAUCACAUGCGAGAAGUAGAAGUUCCAAUACUGCACCACUGCAAGCACAAAGAAGAUUCUGACACUGAAGAAAUUUGUGCAGGACUCACUGAAGGAGGCAGAGAUGCAUGCCAAGGAGACUCUGGAGGACCACUUAUGUGUAGAAACCCUAAUAAUCCAAACCAGUGGUACUUGGCCGGUAUUGUUAGCCACGGAGAAGGUUGUGCCAGACCUAACGAGCCAGGAGUUUAUACUAGAGUUAGCAAAUAUAUGGGAUGGAUGGCUGAAAAUACAAGAGAAGAUAAAGUGACCACGAGAAAUCCUUUGCAAAAGUGUCCAGGUUAUACAUGCAAAGGAACUAGAAGAUGCGUUCCAAAAAAACGUCGUUGUGAUAGAAUCAUUGACUGUCUUCUUGGAGAUGAUGAAAUGGAUUGCGAAAAUAAAUUCAGAGAAAUUUUUAAACAUUCAAAGAAAAGCUUGCUGCCACCCAUUGACACUAACGCUUAUGAAGACUAUGAUGAUGCUGAUGAUUUAACACCAAGUGGUGACGAUUUUGAAAUAUUGGAAAGCAGGAAAAAUUAUACGGAUAGUUUUGAAGAUAAAUCUGAAGAUUAUUUAGAUAACGCACCUAAAAUAAAUACGGAAUUUGAAAAGAUGUACUUUAGAUGCAAAGUCUUACUACAAAUAAUUCCAAUAGAAAAGAGAUGCAACAAAAUUUUCGAUUGUGAAGAUGGUAGUGAUGAAACUGAUUGCACUUGUGCAGAUUAUAUAAGAACAACUGACGCUGAUGCUAUAUGUGAUGGAGUUACUGAUUGUACAGAUUUAAGCGAUGAAAAUAAUUGCGUACAUUGCAAUAAGACAGAAUACCUUUGUCCAUUUUCUCAAAAAUGUAUUGAACUAACUAAAAGGUGCGAUGGGACAGUUGAUUGUCCAUUAAAAGAUGACGAAAUAAAUUGUGUCUCAUUGACCAAUGGUCAGAAUAUCACACUAGACAAAGACAAUCGACCAAUGUUCAAAUCCAGAGGCAUAGCGACAAUUAACCACGAAGGACAAUGGAAACCGUUUUGUCUAAAUAAAACCUCCCAAUUUAUCGGUAACGAACCUGCCUUGGGAACUAUUUUCUGCAAUUUGCUUGGCUUUGAUGAUUAUCUAACUUAUAAUAGAUACAGGAUUGAAGAUGUUACCAUUAAUUCUAGUUAUUCGAUGAUUAGCGGCAAAGUUGUUCAGGAUUAUGAGUCUAAGCACUGUGAAAAUUGUUGUGACGGACUUUAUAUCAGUUGUUCGAAUACCUCUACAAGUACCACCCUACAACACGAAUCACUAAAAGAAGCAAAAGAGCUUUAUUUUUCACCUUGGAUGGCAGCAAUUUACUUUAACGGUCAAUAUAAAUGUAUGGGUACAGUUCUGGACAAAUUAUGGAUAGUGACUUCGAAUAAUUGUGUUAAAGGGUUGCAUGUGAUCAAAACUAACUACAUAACAGCAGUACUAGGUAAAGGCAAGUUGCAUAUAACUGAAAAAGGACCUCAUGAACAAAUCAUAAGAGUUACUUCUAGUAUUAAUAUCAACGAUACCGAUAUUGUUCUAUUAAGAUUGGAAAAUUAUAUUUUCUAUAAUCGAUACGUUCAAGCAGCUGAUUUAAAUGUGAGACGUGAUGGGCUUCAAAUAGAAAAAUGCUAUGCAAUUGGGGAAGAUAACGACAAUAAAGUUAUGUUUGUGCCAUUAGCGCCACUUAAACAUUGCUUGGUUGGUUACAGGUGUUUUGAAAAAAAGAUCGAAGAAGACUGUCAGGAUAAUUCCUGGAGCGGUACCAUCAUUUGCGAUACAAGAAUGGGCUGGUAUCCAGCCGCAGUUUUCGCUGAAGAAAAGGGACACUGUGGAUUUUCACAUACUAAAAAAUAUACCAGUGUUAAGUUUUACAAAAAUCUAGUUUUUGAAGCAAUGGCAAUGACACCAGAUCCGAUCCUUCCGCCCAUUUGCCAUGGAUUCCAAUGCCCUCUGGGAAACUGUAUUAUGGGAGACAAGAUAUGCAAUGAUAUUAAUGAUUGUCAUAAUGGCGAAGACGAAAGUGCUACGCUUUGCUAUGAGAAAGAGAAGCAAUGCCAUGUGGAAGAUAAAUGUGUUUGUUCCCCAACCGAUCUCAAAUGUCCAACGACCAACAAAUGUUUCCCCAAAUCUUCAUUUUGUGACAGAACAAACAAUUGUGGAGAAUUCGAAGACGAACCAGAUGUUUGCACCUGUAGGAACUACCUGAAACUAACUAAUCCGGGAAAAAUUUGCGACGGCACUCUCAAUUGUAUGGACCGGACCGACGAAGAUCCUGAUAUUUGCAGUUGCAAACUCGGAGAUUUUCAAUGCGGAAAAUUAAAUAAAUGUGUUCCACAAGACAUGGUAUGCGAUGGAGUGGAAGAUUGUCCGAAUGGAGAGGAUGAAGCAGCUUGUUUAAUUUUGAAAACGGAAAAUAGAGAAAAGACGAAUGCUGGUGAAGUAAUGACCAGGACUGCUGGAAUAUGGCAUAAUGGUUGUUUCAACUCGAACUACUCCACCACACAGCUGGAACAAAUCUGUACCCAAUUAGGAUUUGAUGGAGGUAGUGCUAGUCAGCUUACUCCACCUCAUAACACGACAGAAUUAACCACUUUACGUCCCAUUCUGGAUAGUUUCGAAGUUGUCUGGCUUCGGAGGCAGCCAGGAAACAAAAUGAAGCUGAGAAUGCGGACGGGAUAUAAUCCAUAUGUCACGUUUUUGGCUGAUGAGGAUUGUCAUCGGUUAUUUAUUGCUUGUAUAUAG
This is a messenger RNA of Ceutorhynchus assimilis (cabbage seed weevil), 4517 nucleotides long. The record is from the annotation of a GenBank genome assembly. Lineage: Eukaryota; Metazoa; Arthropoda; Insecta; Coleoptera; Curculionidae.